UCAAGUAUGAGCACACGCUUGGCGAUUUUCCACUGGCCUAAAAACUGACACCUUAUUGUCCCGGGAGGAUAAAGUCAUAAAACAGCAGCCACACGAGUGGGCCGCCAAUGGAGCCGGGGACCUCGCAUGAGAUUCCGAAGGGAGCAGAGAGCCCGAACCCGGCCGGUCUGCGGAAGGAGACACCGGGAGAAGAGGCGAAAGGCGGCUAUAGGAGAAGCACGAUGUUAAAGCAGAUGGGAGCGGACGAAGACGCUGCGGAGGAGGUGAAGGCAGAAUGUGAGAAUGAUGGAGAGGCUAACAACCGGAUUAAAAACGGAGAGGAAGAAGAAACGGGAAAAUAUGAGGAGGAACUGGACCCAAGAAUUCAGGAGGAGCUGGAGCAUCUCAACCAAGCUAGCGAAGAGAUCAACAAGCUGGAGCUACAGCUGGAUGAUGCCAGGUCGAGCUACAGGAGGAUUCUCACUGAUUCUGCCAGGAAGCUCAAUGCUCAGGGCUCCCAGCUCGGUGCAUGCAUUGAGAAAGCAAGGCCUUACUAUGAGGCUCGCAGACUUGCCAAAGAGGCCCAACAGGAGACCCAGAAGGCAGCUCUGAGAUAUGAGAGGGCUGUAUCCAUGCAUACUGCUGCCAGAGAGAUGGUGUAUGUGGCAGAGCAGGGCCUUUUAGCUGAUAAAAACACCAUGGACCCAACCUGGCAGGAGAUGCUUAACCACGCCACCGCCAAGGUGAACGAGGCAGAGGAAGAGCGCCUUCGCAGUGAGCGGGAGCACCAACGAGUCACCCAGCUGUGCCAGGAUGCUGAAGCUCGAGUCCAGACUCUCCAGAAAUCCCUGAAGAAAGUCAUUCUCAAGUCCAAACCUUACUUUGAACUCAAGGCUCAGUUCAAUCACAUUUUGGAGGAACAUAAGGCUAAAGUAGUACAGCUGGAGGAACAGGUGGCAAAAGUAAAAAUGCGUUACUCCGUGGCCCUGCGGAACCUGGAGCAGAUCAGCGAGCAGAUCCACGCACAGAGGGGGCGAAACAGAGCCAGCAGGGGGCGUCCUGUCAUCUGUGGCGGUCGGAGCUCCCCUGUAGGUGCUGAGGCUGAGGUCAGAACUGCCACUGGGAUUCAUGACAGUAGCUGCGUGGGAGGCGGCGCUAUUGGGAGCAAUUGGGCAAAUGGUGAGAAAACCAGACUGUGGGUGGAGAGGCACCAAGAGAGCGGCUGGGGCCAGAGGGAGCGACUAGAGGCAAAGCAGGCUGGCUCAGACUGCAUGUCAGUUAUCAGCCUUCAGACCAUCGCCUCAGACCUGGAAAAGUGUGACUCGGUGGAGCACUUGGGUGACCUGAGUGAUGCUGGGAGUGUGCUGGGUGAAGAAUGGGACCAUGACAGGAAGUCUAAUGAGAGGCCAGUCAGCUGUGAGGUGGUGACUGAAGGGCCUCAGCAGGAGGUUGCCCACGAGGAGAAAGAAGCUGUUAAUAAAGAGAAGCAGGAAAGUUUCGUUAAGCAACACUACAGAAGUGUUAGUCUAUGAUAGUCAACAGGAGGAGGAAGGCUGAGUGUGAGGAUAAUGAUGAGUAUCAUGAGGGAUCAUAGUAGAAUUAACAGUGCAAACACAUACUAAUGUUUAAUUUGUGCACCUGAUUUUGACAUGCCAUGUGUUGGCCUGGUAUCAGCUUGUACUAUUUAUAUAGCGCCAAAUCACAACAAACAGUCACCUCAAGGCGCUUUAUAUUAUAGGUACCCUACAAUAGUUAUAGAGAAAACAGUCCA
Molecule: messenger RNA, 1750 nt
Organism: Archocentrus centrarchus (flier cichlid)
Lineage: Eukaryota; Metazoa; Chordata; Actinopteri; Cichliformes; Cichlidae
Gene: sh3bp5lb
Product: SH3-binding domain protein 5-like, b
Exons: 6
Coding region: 108-1511 (467 amino acids)
Biological process (GO): intracellular signal transduction
Cellular component (GO): cytoplasm
Molecular function (GO): protein kinase inhibitor activity
Source: RefSeq, a predicted model, not a curated record